Molecule: messenger RNA, 596 nt
Organism: Perkinsus marinus ATCC 50983
Lineage: Eukaryota; Perkinsozoa; Perkinsida; Perkinsidae
Exons: 4
Coding region: 19-501 (160 amino acids)
Source: RefSeq, a predicted model, not a curated record
GUUUCGUGUUGUCCUAUAAUGCAAUUUAUCGGUGCACUUGUCAUCUUGCCAUUACUCUUCGACUUCGUACGAGGAAAGGAGGAGGGUGGUACAGACCCAUCAGUUUUGGGCGGCGAUAUGAGAGAGUUCGAGAAGUCCUCUAUCGAUCGUCUUGCACACAUUUAUCACGAUGCUGCGACCAGUGUGAUAUCUAAUGCAUCAGCCGUUACGAAUUCAGCGUACUCAUCUUCUUCCACCUUACCGGACUUGCCGGAUGGACAUGAGCGCAUUAUGAAGUAUCUCUAUACGGUACUCCUCCUAUGUAUGGCUUUCAUAGCGGCAGCGAUGUGUGUACGGAUUUAUCGCUCUGAAGCUCAGCGUCGUGCUAGACGUGGCGUUCCGUCGGAUGAGAUGACGAAGGCCCUCCUAGGGCAUCAUCCGACUACUACCACGGAUGCUGGUGAUGAUGGCGGCGAUAGUGGUGAUGGUGGUCGACCCUCGUCCUACUACCGUGUACUAUAACGAGAAUUGAAUUUUCUAUCAUGUCGGUAUGCUACUGCCAAGUCCUCAACGGUCGUGAAACCAGUAUCGUCUCGAGUAUCAUUUCAAGUUGGAUG